CUAUAAAUACAACGUAUACACCUUUUACAAACUCAAUCUCUCUCUCCUCUAUCUCACUGCUAUUCUCUCUAAUAUGACGACUAACAAGUGUGUUACACGUCAAGACACCCAAACUACCCCAAUCCACACGGGCAUAAGUAGUAAGAAAGGAGAAUCCAUCAAAAAAUCAGAACAAUUAGAAGAAGUACGUAGUCUUCUUAACAAUGGUUCUUCCAAAACAAAAUUAGAAAUGGUUGACACUCUCCAAAAACUUUGCAUCAACCAUUACUUCCAAGAGGAGAUCGACUCGAUAUUAAAAAUGUUUCACACUAGAAUGUCCAAUUCUCUUGACUAUGAUCAUGGUCCAAGUCUUUAUGAGGUUUCCCUCAAUUUUCGAAUCCUUCGACAAGAAGGUUACUAUGUUCCGGAUGACGUAUUUUCAAUCUUCAAACAAAAGGAUGGAAAGUUCAAGGGAGAACUAGCAGAAGAUGUGAAAGGUCUAAUGGCAUUAUAUGAAGCCUCACAGCUAAGCAUAGAAGGAGAUCACGUGAUUGAAGAGGCUGCGUAUUUUAGCAGCCAUGGACUAAUAGAAAAGAUUCCAUUUCUUGAUCAAGAUAAAGCUACAAUGGUGAAUGAUACUUUACAACAUUCAUAUCAAAGAACCUCGCCAACUUUCAUGGUCAAGAAAUUUAUCAAACAUUACAUAGGGACCACCAUGUCUGAACUAGCCUUAUUGGAGUUGGCUAAAGUCCAGUCGCUACAUCGAACUGAAGUAGAUAUAAUCUCCAGAUGGUGGAAGGAUUUGGGUUUAGCACAAGAGUUUAAGGAUGCAAGGAACCAACCGUUACACUGGUACUUAUGGCCGAUGGCGAGCCUCAUUGAUCCUAGCUUGUCGGAGCAGCGAAUCGAGCUCACAAAGCCCAUUGCUUUAGUCUUCCUGAUUGAUGACAUUUAUGAUGUCUAUGGAACUCUAGACGAACUUAUACUCUUCACAGAAGCAGUGAAAAGAUGGGACAGUAACACUCUUGAACAACUCCCAUAUAACCUAAGAAUCUGUGUUGAGGCUCUAUAUAAAGUAACACAAGAAAUCAGUGACAAGAUCUACAAGAAGUAUGGGUUCAAUCCCAAUGAGUUUUUGAAACAAGCGUGGACAAACCUUUGUGAAGCAUUUCUAGUAGAAGCAAAAUGGUUUGCUCUGGGACACAUGCCUAUGGCUGACGAUUACUUGAAGAAUGGGAUGGUUAGUACUGGGGCACAUGUUGUGAUCGUGCACUUGUUCUUCCUCCUUGGUGGUGGUACCAGCAAAGAAAGUGCUAUAAUUAUUAACGAUAACAAUAUUUCAUCUUGUUUGGCAAAGAUUCUCCGUCUUUGGGAUGAUUUAGGAAGUGCUAAGGAUGUGAAUCAAGAUGGUCAUGAUGGAUCAUAUGUGACAUACUACGUGAAAGAAAACGAAGGUUGUUCGAUCCAAAAUGCACGCGAUCAUGUUAUGGCUAUGAUAACCAACACUUGGAAGCAACUAACUAAGGAGUGUCUCUCCCCAAAUCAGUUUUCAGAUACAUUUACAAAGGCUUGUCAGACUCUUGCAAGGAUGAUUCCACUUAUGUACAAUUAUGACGAGAAUCAUUCCCUUCCUCUCAUGGAGGACUAUAUAAAAUCCAUGUUUUAGUAGAGAGAAGACAUUCUUCAAGCUCUCACUACAAACACAUAUAAGGGUGUGUCAAGUUAAAUACGUACUAGUAUCUUGUAUAGUUGUACUUCAACCUAAAUAUGAUGUGAUUCUAGGACGCUUUAGACAGGGGAGUGUUUGUUUGCAACGAGAAGAGCCGUCCCCGAAAACUCUAAAAAAAUUUAAGGACUCGGGCGAUAAAAAGAAUUGGGCCCAAAAUUAUGGUUAAAGAGAAAUAAAUUAAAAAAAAUUAAACC
This is a messenger RNA of Helianthus annuus (common sunflower), 1902 nucleotides long. RefSeq names its product (3S,6E)-nerolidol synthase 1. Lineage: Eukaryota; Viridiplantae; Streptophyta; Magnoliopsida; Asterales; Asteraceae. The coding region runs from base 74 to 1645 and encodes 523 amino acids. The record is from RefSeq and is a predicted model, not a curated record. The transcript has 7 exons. Gene Ontology annotation, molecular function: terpene synthase activity; magnesium ion binding.